UAUGCAUCCUACUUGCACACAGUGAAUGGCAACAAAGGGCAAUACAGUUUGUUUUGGAUAAAUGUUGCGUUUUUGGUUUCGUUUCUGCAAUCAUACAAAUUUGUUGCAGUGAAGUUUGAAGAUUUCACUAGUAAUAAUUUUAAAGAGAAGAUUCAAAAGUGAUUUUAUCUUCUCAUUUUUUAUACCAUGUAAUGCUGCAUAGAUAUUAAAUCUUGUAGUAUUGUUGAAAUUCUACUUCCUUGAUUAUCUUCACUUUUACUGAAAUUGUGGAAUCUAGUCAUGGAUAAUUCAGUGAUAGCCAAAAGUGGAUGGCUUUCCCGACAAACUUCAAUUUUGAAAAAGUGGAAAAAAAGUUGGAUUGAGUUAUAUAGAGAUGGCCAUUUAAAGUAUUAUGAAAAUGAAUGUAGUCCGAAUGCUGAAGAUAUCAUUUUUAUGCCGACAGAAUGCCUAGCAGUAAAAGCCGGUUUACAGGUUGAAGGUAUCCAACCACCUGAAGGAUAUGGCGUUCAGAAUUUAUUGUCUGUCAUUACUUCUACUGGAAAGACCUGGGUGUUUUGUGGAGAGUCAUUAGAUGAUAUGAGGGCAUGGCAGUUAGCUUUGGAACAAGCUCGUAUAUUUGGUAUGCAUCCACACCUGUCAGGACAUCCAUCUGCUUACUUGUCUAGUUAUAAUCCUGGCUACCUCCCAGCUUAUAGUGGGGAUACUUCAGUCACUUUUUUGCCUCAGUUUACGUAUCCAUCUCCAGCCUAUUAUGGUUAUCCUGGACCUCAGUACAUGACUGCUAACCCAGGACAAACUGCUCUUGUGUAUCAUCCUGAAAGGUAUCGCCCUGAUGGAACAGAUUUGGCAAUGGGCAUGUUAGGAGGUGCUACUGUUGGAUCUCUUAUGUGGGGUCCUCUACUUUGGUGGUAAACAUUCUGAAAUUGGUGGCCACAAGACUGUUGAUAUUUUGCCAUUUUCAAUAUGCCUACUUUUAUUAUAGAAAGACUAAUUUAAAACAAUAGUU
Molecule: messenger RNA, 1006 nt
Organism: Argiope bruennichi
Lineage: Eukaryota; Metazoa; Arthropoda; Arachnida; Araneae; Araneidae
Product: pleckstrin homology domain-containing family B member 2-like
Exons: 9
Coding region: 280-912 (210 amino acids)
Biological process (GO): regulation of cell differentiation
Cellular component (GO): membrane
Source: RefSeq, a predicted model, not a curated record